AUGUUUUUUUUUUUCAGAAUGAAGCUUAUAUUUGCUUGGUGCCUGUUGGCUCUAGCUGCCGUUAUAGAAGCUAGGGUUACAGCCACCCAGAAGCCUGUGUCAGCACAAAUAACCUCUUUGACUGACAAGGACGCCCGAAACAAGGCUCGGUUACACUCAGCAUUUGCAAACGCAGGGCAGAGAGCUGGUGUUGAAAUAUGGAGGAUUGAAACAUUUAACCCAGUUGCUGUUUCCCAAAACGAUUACGGAAAAUUCUACAAAGGGGACUCAUACAUCAUUUUGAAGACAACAGCAGACAAGCGAAACAACUUAUCCCACGACAUUCAUUACUGGAUCGGAAGCGAAUCUACCCAAGACGAGUCUGGAGCGGCGGCCAUUUUGACCGUCGGCUUGGACGAUAAAUUCAAUGGCGCGGCUGUGCAACAUAGAGAAGCUAUGGGCUAUGAAAGUCAGCUGUUCAAGAGCUAUUUCCCUAAUGGUAUCAAAUAUUUGGACGGCGGUGUUGCGACAGGAUUCAAACACGUGACGACUAAUGCUGGUGCUGCCAAACGGCUGUUCCAGGUUAAAGGGAAGAAGAACAUCAGAAUCCGGCAGGUUGAUCCUCUAAUCUCUUCAAUGAACGAAGGCGAUUGUUUCAUUUUGGAUGUGGAUCAGACCAUUCUCGUAUACGUCGGUAAGAAGGCAAAGAACGUGGAGAAACUGAAGGCGAUCUCUUUCGCUAACCAAAUAAGAGACCAGGACCACAAUGGCAGGGGACGAGUUGAGAUUAUUGAUCAAUACUCCAGUGAGGUGGAUGUCCAGAAAUUCUUCACAGCUUUAGGAUCAGGUGCACCCAAUACAGUUCCUGAAGAAGCUGCGGGCGGUGAUGACCAGACAUUCGAGAAGAACGAAGAACAGACAGUCUUGCUAUCUGAAAUAUCCGAUGCGUCUGGUAAAAUGAAGGCAAACGCAUUGACCAAGCCUUACAAGCAAGAACAGCUGAAACCAACUGAGAGUUACAUUUUGGACACUGUCAGUGGAAGUAUUUAUGUAUGGACCGGCAAGCAAUCUUCGGAACGGGAAAAAUCUGAAGCUCUAACCAAAGCUCAACAGACUUUAGUCUCCAAGAACUAUCCAUCGUGGGUUCAAGUGAUAAAAGUACCGCAGGGUACUGAACCAGCAGCCUUCAAACAAUACUUUGCUACAUGGAGAGAUGUUGGCAUGUCACACUCAAGAAUUAUCUAA
Diatraea saccharalis (sugarcane borer) is the source of this 1224-nucleotide messenger RNA. NCBI's taxonomy places the organism in Eukaryota, Metazoa, Arthropoda, Insecta, Lepidoptera, Crambidae. The record is from the annotation of a GenBank genome assembly.